AUGGCUAGAAAGUCUCCUCCAACUGCUCCAUUGCAGCUGGAAAAAUCCAGCCGCGAAACAUCUCCUCAAAUCAAAACAUCACCUCCGUCGAAACUGAGCCCUACCUCAUCAUUCCCGAAGGGAUCGACUAUCAGACCCGUCACGUCCACAUCCAACAUAGCAAACGAGCAGACAAACACAAACUCGCAGGAAACGGAAAAUACUACAAACAAGGUCGAACAGCCGAUGACACCAGGUAUAACUGCCAUCCCACAGUAUCCUCCAUCUCCCCAACCUGGCAAUAGACAUGCCAGAGACCCUUCCAAAUCGUUCUUCUCCAACCUUAAAGCUUCCCGGUCCACGCAGCGAAUACAUCUGUCAGAUGCGUCGAGUGGACAUUCGGGAGAGGAGAAAUCUUCCAUGAGCCGAGGUAGCUCUAGAGAUAGGGCUGGCCGUGGCUUGACCCAGACGCGAACCCAAACGUCACCAAAACCCGACUCACCAAAGCAAACUGAUAAAUCCAACAGCGAUACAAGCGAAGAUCACCACUCCCCCCCUCCACGCUCCGCGAGCUUAAAACCAACUGAAGACUCCACCCCAAUCUUCAACCCGCCAGUUCCUCCACCACCUUCAUCGUCGGCACCACCCCCACCGUCGACAUUACAUGCCCUCAACCCAAAGAAGAGCAAACCACGCUUCGGGGGCUUGUUGGCGCGUACUCGCUCUAUCCGCGUCGACGACAGUCUACACAGCCCUCGCUCGUCAGCACCUAAGAAACGACCGUCGAACGGACUUUUGCGCUUAGACGAGACGCGCGGCGACACCGAUCCUCCCCUCAAAACCGCUCCGCUACAACCCGAACGAACAUUCAGAGACGUCAUGGGCUCGACUGCCCGUAACCGCUCCGCCGACCGACCAGCCACGCGAGACGGUAGUCGAAACUUCUCUUCCAACCAGAACAGCAGCAGUAUGCAGCAUCUACAGGCGCAUACGAAGCGAGAACGCAGCCAUGGAAGCUCGAUGAUGAGCUCUGUAGCGAGUUCGUCGCUCUUCCACAACAUCAAGAACACUUCUAGCGGAGCCGCUGACCGUAUUGGCAAGGCUGGCAAAGGGUUCUUUGGCAAAAUUGCGCGAAGCGGCAGUAGCCAUGAGCGCGAGGUUGUGCCAGAUGAUAAUUACGUGUGCUCAGUGAUUAAUCUGCCUCUCGUGGAGCAGACGAGACGUACGAGAAUGGUUAAGAGCUUGAGAAACUCCAAGGAUAAGACCGAAUUCUGGAUGCCAGCGCUGCCGUGGAGGUGUAUCGACUAUCUCAACUUCAAGGGCUGUGAGGAGGAAGGCUUGUAUCGUGUUCCCGGGAGCGGAAAAGAGGUCAAGCACUGGCAACGACGGUUUGAUACAGAACUCGAUAUCAAUCUUUUCGACGAACCUGACCUCUACGACAUCAAUACGAUAGGAUCCAUGUUCAAAGCAUGGCUCCGUUGUCUUCCCGAUGAGAUAUUGCCCAAAGCAACACAGGCAAAGAUUGCAGCCGAAGCCCCCGGCGCCACAACCGCACCGCAACUCCUCAAAGACGAACUCUCCAAACUUCCGCCAUAUAACUAUUAUCUCCUUUUCACAAUCACAUGCCAUCUGAGCCUCCUCCAUUCUUACGUCGACAAGAAUAAAAUGGACUACCGCAACCUAUUUUCUUGUCUGCGACUGGAAGAACUGUUGGCAGGGGUGCUGGACCGAGAAGGAACAUCUCGAGAUCGAGGCCGAGCUAGAUAG
Messenger RNA from Arthroderma uncinatum, 1746 nucleotides. Its product is annotated as Rho GTPase activator Bem2. The transcript has 5 exons. Gene Ontology annotation, cellular component: cytoplasm. The record is from RefSeq and is a predicted model, not a curated record. Gene Ontology annotation, biological process: signal transduction; regulation of GTPase activity. Bases 1 to 1746 code for a protein of 581 amino acids. NCBI's taxonomy places the organism in Eukaryota, Fungi, Ascomycota, Eurotiomycetes, Onygenales, Arthrodermataceae.